Molecule: messenger RNA, 792 nt
Organism: Ceutorhynchus assimilis (cabbage seed weevil)
Lineage: Eukaryota; Metazoa; Arthropoda; Insecta; Coleoptera; Curculionidae
Source: the annotation of a GenBank genome assembly
AUGGGUAACGAAGAGAAAUAUAAAAAAGCCAAAAUCUAUAGAAGUGUGGAAGUGAAUCGCAUUAAUGAAUUGUUAACGAUUGCCCAAAAUUCUCUUACGGAUAAUGGUAAGCAUGGUAACUUUAAAAGCCGAUAUGAACAUGUAGAAACUGUGAACGAUUCUUUCUAUAAACAACAUAAUGUUGUUUUGAAUUACAUGCCAGAAACUGAUGAGGAAUUCGAAAUUCAAGAUAAAAUUCGACAAGAGUUUGAUAGCAAUUAUUACACAAUUAAAGCCAUAUAUUUCCAAAUUUUUGAUGAUAACAAUGACUCUAAUUCCUCUACUACAAACGCCGUAAAUAUUUCCGCGGGUUCAUCAGUACAUUUAUCAAAGCUUAGUUUAGUAUCAUUUAAUGGGGAUGUAACUAAAUUUACUUCCUUUAUUGACGUUUUCGAUGCAUUAGUACACGCUAAUCCCAAUCUAACAAAUAUAGAAAAAUUUUCUCACUUAUUAUCCUGCCUUGACGGCCCGCCCAAAAACCUAAUUCAAUGUUAUCAGUUAUCCGCCGCAAAUUAUAUGAUUGCUUAUAAUGCCUUGCAAGCAUCAAGGACAACUUUAACUUCUUCUACAUCACCCUUGAAGAGCCAAUUAAAGAAACAAGUUAUCAAUCCCAGAACAGGGCCAGAACAGAUUCCAGUAUCAAGUAGUGAAAUAAGUUUGCCCAAGGAUAAACUGAGAAAGACACAUAAUGAAGUGGAAGAAAUUGAGGAAAAAAGAAAGGAAUUCUCAAUUCUCUUAUAUAAUGAUUUCUAA